AUGGAGUUUUCCUGGGGAAGCAGCCAGGAAUCCCGGCGUCUGCUGCUCUCACUUCUGUUCCUGGCAGCCUGGAGAGCAGGGAGCGGCCAGGUUCACUACUCAGUCCUGGAGGAGGCCAAACACGGCACCUUCGUGGGCCACAUCGCCCAGGAUUUGGGGCUGGAGCUGGCGGAGCUCGUGCCGCGCCUGUUCCGGGUGGCGUCCAAAGGCCACGGGGACCUUCUAGAGGUAAAUCUGCAGAAUGGCAUUUUGUUUGUGAAUUCUCGGAUCGACCGGGAGGAGCUGUGCGGGCGGAGCGCGGAGUGCAACAUCCACCUGGAGGUGAUCGUGGACAGGCCGCUGCAGGUUUUCCAUGUGGAGGUAGAGGUGAAGGACAUUAAUGACAAUCCUCCUAUGUUCCCUGGAACACGGAAGAAUCUAUUUUUGGCAGAAUCCAGGCCUAUUGACUCUCGGGUUCCACUAGAGGGCGCAUCAGAUGCAGAUAUCCGGGCCAACGCUAUGCUGACCUACACACUGAGCCCCAAUGAGUAUUUCUCGCUGGAAAAACCGUCCGAUCCUGAGCGGGUGAAACGUCUUGGGCUACUGUUAAGGAAAUCUUUAGACAGGGAAGAAGCUCCGGAGAUCUUUUUAGUGCUCACUGCCACUGAUGGCGGCAAACCUGAGCUAACUGGCACCGUUCAGUUACUCAUCAAAGUGCUGGACGCCAAUGACAACGCCCCAGCUUUCGAUAGAACACUCUAUGCUGUGAAAUUACCAGAAAAUGUUCCUAAUGGAACGUCGGUAAUGAAACUUAACGCCUCAGAUUUAGAUGAAGGCUCGAAUGCGGACAUUAUUUAUUCAUUCUCAACUGAUAUUUUACCCAAUGUGGAAUCCAAGUUUCACAUAGAUCCACUUACUGGAGAAAUUAUGGUAAAGGGAUAUAUCGAUUUUGAAGAAAGCAAAUCCUAUGAAAUUCUUGUAGAGGGUAUUGAUAAAGGACAACCCCCACUCUCUGGCCAUUGUACAGUUAUGGUGGAAGUUGAGGACACCAAUGAUAAUGUCCCAGUAAUGGAAUUCAAGUCCUUGUCGCUCCCAAUCAGAGAAGACGCUCCAUUAGGCACGGUCAUCGCCCUCAUCAGCGUUCUGUCCGACCGCGACUCCGGUCUCAAUGGGCAGGUGACCUGCACCCUGUCACCCCACGUUCCCUUCAAGCUGGUGUCCACCUUCAAGAAUUACUAUUCGCUGGUGCUGGACAGCGCCCUGGACCGAGAGAGCGUGUCAGACUAUGCUCUGGUAGUGACCGCACGCGACGCAGGCUCGCCUUCGCUCUCCGCCACGGCCAGCGUGUCCGUGGAAGUGGCGGACGUGAACGACAACGCGCCGGCAUUCGCGCAGCCCGAGUACACGGUGUUCGUGAAGGAGAACAACCCGCCCGGCUGCCACAUCUUCACGGCGUCUGCGCGGGACGCCGACGCGCAGGAGAACGCGCUGGUGUCCUACUCGCUGGUGGAGCGGCGCGUGGGCGAGCGUGCGCUGUCGAGCUACGUGUCAGUGCACGCGGAGAGCGGCAAGGUGUACGCGCUGCAGCCGCUGGACCACGAGGAGCUGGAGCUGCUGCAGUUCCAAGUGAGCGCGCGCGACGCGGGCGUGCCUCCUCUGGGCAGCAACGUGACGCUGCAGGUGUUCGUGCUGGACGAGAACGACAACGCGCCCGCGCUGCUGCCGCGGCCCGGGGCGGGCGGCGGCGGCGGCGCUGGGAAGCCCACGCUGGUGUGCUCCAGCGCGGUGGGGAGCUGGUCGUACUCGCAGCAGAGGCGGCAGAGGGUGUGCUCCGGGGAGGGCCCUCCCAAGACCGACCUCAUGGCCUUCAGCCCCAGCCUACCUCAGGGUCCCAGCUCUGCAGGCACUAUCACAAAUUUUCUGAACUGGUUGAUAGCAGUAAUUAAAUUAUUGCGAGAGAAGUUGUGUUGCUAUGAAUUAUCUGAUCCCUUAUCCUACUCUAAAUUAAUAAAAGAAAUUAGACGAGAUGAAACUGGCUCUGCAAAUUACGAACAUAAGGAGAUUUACUAUUAA
Messenger RNA from Odobenus rosmarus divergens (Pacific walrus), 2052 nucleotides. RefSeq names its product protocadherin alpha 4. Gene Ontology annotation, biological process: homophilic cell-cell adhesion. The coding region runs from base 1 to 2052 and encodes 683 amino acids. The transcript is spliced from 4 exons. Gene Ontology annotation, cellular component: plasma membrane. Gene Ontology annotation, molecular function: calcium ion binding. Lineage: Eukaryota; Metazoa; Chordata; Mammalia; Carnivora; Odobenidae. The record is from RefSeq and is a predicted model, not a curated record.